AGUGAGAGAGAGAGAGAGAGAGAGAGAGAGUAAGAGAGAGAGAGAGAAAGAGAGUGAGAGAGUGGGAGUGGGCAGGUGGAGAAGGUGGAGGCAGAGAGUGUCAAACUGUGAGGGGAAACGAGAUGAAGGCAGAGAAGCAGCAGAGGGAGGGAGGAGAAGAAGAAGAGCUAUCAUUCCUCUAGCACGCUGAGAGAAACCAGUGAGGAGCUUUCCUUAUGAGCACCAGCGAAGCACAAAUUCACUCUCGCUCUCUGCCAGAGUGAGAGGGGGAGAGCGAGAGAGUAAACGAGAGAGAGAGAGGGACACUACUCCACCGCUGACGGUGUGAACACAACGAGGAGUGAAGAGAGAGGGAGAGGGAGAGAGAGGCAGAGAAGCACAAGACUAGCCACAGGGAAGGAGAGAGAGAGAGAGAGAGGACGGAGGAGAGACAGAGUGGAGGGAGGGAAGAGAAGGAUGAGGGAGGAGUGGAGAGAGAAGACAGACGCUGAUCUUUGACUGUGGAGGACCGUGUGCGAGUGUGUGAGCGUGAAGGAGUGUGCUUGUGAGACUGGGUGCGAUGGUUCCUGCACACUGUAAGUCUCAGUGCAUGGCAGAGCGUUUAGACUGCGAGUCUGGUUUCAUUGUGUUGAGUGGUGUUUUAUCAGACAUAGCACAGUGGCUGAGGGAUUACGACAGCUGGGGAGAUAGUGUGAGACCCAUCUAUGUGUGUUGUGGUAGCAAGCAGGGGCAGCUGUGUGUGUGUGUGUGUGUGUGUGUGUGUGUGUGUGUGUUUGUUUGUGUGAAAGAAGCAGGGCAGCUGGAGACAGAGAUAGGUAGAGAGGCCAGGUACACCUAGAGGGCAGGUUCACAGAGAGAGAGAGAACCCACGUGAGGACAGAACAAGUGAAAACAGGGACACCAACUCUGCCACCAGAUACAGAGCUUGUAUGUGUGCGUUUGCACAGCGGCAUACAGAGAAGCACCGGUCCAGUCAUCUCAGGUCAGCGCAGCGGGGGUCCAGGGAUAUCCGUCAGGCAGCUAUGGGGGCCUAGUGAGCUAUAGUAGAGGACGCCCUCGGCCCCCAGUCCCACCCAGCAGCAGCGCUCUCUCUUCCCCUCCGGUGGGUAGACGCACGUGGGCCUAGGGCACCUCGAAACCCCGAGGGAGGGCCAACAGCGGGGUUCCUGUACCCAGAGGAGUAACCACGGCCAUCAUGGGGGAGUGGACCAUCCUGGAACGCCUCCUGGAGGCUGCUGUCCAGCAGCAUUCCACCAUGAUCGGAAGGAUUCUUCUGACCGUGGUGGUGAUCUUUCGGAUUCUGAUCGUGGCCAUCGUUGGCGAGACGGUGUACGAGGACGAGCAGACCAUGUUUAUCUGCAACACCCUGCAGCCGGGCUGCAACCAGGCCUGCUACGACAAGGCCUUCCCCAUCUCCCACAUCCGCUACUGGGUCUUCCAGAUCAUUCUGGUGUGUACGCCCAGCCUGUGCUUCAUCACCUACUCUGUGCACCAGUCAGCCAAGCAGCGUGACAGACGCUACUCCUUCCUCUACCCACUGCUGGAGCGUUCGGAUUACGGGCAAAGCGGCACCAGGAAGCUUCGUAACAUCAACGGCAUCCUGGUGCACCACGGCGACGCUGGCGGGAAGGAUGAGCAUGACUGCAUGGAGGUGAAGGAGAUCCCCAAUGCACCGCGGGGGCUCACACACGGCAAGAAGUCCAAGCAGCGCCAGCAGGAGGGCAUCUCGCGCUUCUACAUUAUCCAGGUGGUGUUCCGUAAUGCACUGGAGAUUGGCUUUCUGGUGGGACAGUACUUCCUAUACGGCUUCAGCGUGCCGGGCAUCUUCGAGUGCGACCGUUACCCCUGCUUGAAGGAGGUGGAGUGUUACGUGUCACGGCCCACCGAGAAAACGGUCUUCCUGGUCUUCAUGUUCGCUGUGAGUGGCAUCUGCGUGCUGCUCAACCUGGCAGAGCUCAACCACCUGGGCUGGAAGAAAAUCAAGGCAGCCAUCCGGGGCGUGCAGGCCCGCCGGAAGUCCAUCUGCGAGAUCCGCAAAAAGGACAUGUCUCACCUGUCACAGCCCCCCAACAUGGGCAGGACCCAGUCCAGCGAGUCCGCCUACGUCUGAUGGAGACAGGGCUAAAUGCUGGGUAAUUGAGGGGGCAGGGUAGGGAACGAGUGGGAUGACCAUUCCACUCUCUCUUUUUAGUUUUAAUGGAAAGAGGAGGAGGAGGGGAAGCUGCCAUGGAAUAUUUGGUGCAUUUUUUUUUUACUAUGAGACCAGCUGCACCUGUUCUUGACAUACCUUGUCAUGUGAAUGAUGUUUUGAUUGGGACGUUCCCAAAGGGCUGUGUGGGAGCGUUUGAGGAGCGGCUUCUGGCUGUUGUAGGGUUUUCGGGCCAGGGACGGUGAAGGGGACCGAGGGUUUGGCUAUGUCAUGGUGCUGUUCUGGCUUAUUUCAUCCAUGAUGAAGAGAGCAGUAUGGGUCGUUAACAGAGAAAGAGAGGAAGAGCUGUCGCAGCGAUGAUCGACUCUCCACAAGCAGCGUACAGGGAGUCAACUUUCUAGCCUCUCUUUCCUGGUGUGGAGAGAGAAUGAUGUUCCUCUCAAGCUAGUCUCCAGAGAUUACGAUGACAGAGAGAGACAGUGUUCGGGAGUCCUGGAGCUGGUGCCAGAAGAAGCUGCUGUUUACGUGUUGUCUCCUGGCAAACAAUUAUUAACACAAACACCAUGAAGGAAUGCUGAAAAUAUUUAUUCUCUACUUCUCCACUGCUGGCACCUGCACCAUUGAGACUGAGGGUGGAUGACAGUAACGUCUUCUUCUCCUCUUCUCCUCCGUGUAAACUUUAGAGAGGAACCCAAGGAGGCCACGCAUAAACGACACCUCCACAGUCACAAACCGUUCCCCUCCACACAAAAACACCCCUACGCCGAGUUUCUCUCUCCAGCAUUCCAGUGUGUUGCGUGCGUUUGUGACUGACUGAAAGAAAGAGAAAAAUGAAGUGAAAAAGAGAAAUAGGAGAGUAGAAGAGGAACCUUCUUGCAAUCUCGACGGAGAGGAACCAGAUAAUUUUUUUACUAAUUUAAACGUUUAUGAUAUCAUUAUUAUGAGUUGAUUUAUUCCUUUCGUGACAAAGUUGGUACCAGCCUUUGGAUUUACUUCUUGUUUGAAAGUUCCUGCAUAUUAUUUAAUCUUUUAGUUGAGAGAGUAUAUCAAAAUAGAUAUAUUUAUCUUUAUGGAGGGAGGGGAGGCAAAAAAACAUGGUUGGGAUCAUGGGGGUACUUCAAAUGUAUAAAUAGUCUUGUCUUUUUUUGUUAAUUUCAAAGCAUUUUGUUUCUGAUCGAUGGAACUGAAUUUGUGUCUGAGAGGAGGAUUGCAAGAGGUAUUUGAAAAAGGCAGGUUUACAAAGCAGUGUUUCUAGAAUGAACCAAGUGUCAUCAUGGAUUGUACUCUUGACAGAGAACAUGCUAAUCUACUAGUUUGUGCUGCAUCUCUCUCAUAUGUGGUGAUCAGCAGGCAUGCCUUUAAGAGAAAAGAAAAGAUUGAGGAAAAUACGAAGGAAAAUAUGUAUUGCAGCAUGAUCCCUGAAGACAGGCGGGAGAGCGGCAGACAGAAAGGAACUCUCGUUGGGAAAAGCUAUGUAGCACCAGCAAUAAAAACCCAACACACUCGCUCAACACCACUGAAGACAGGGUUCAGCUUUUCUGCAACAGUGGUACACUCAGUACAAUGCCUUUUGACCCUGCAGUGAGGCCAGACACGGGAGGUGGAGGGGGGGUGUCCUUAUUGUGGAUGUAUUGAGGGAGGGGUAUGCACACUGAGCAGUAGUAGUGUCCAUGGCGAUGACAUUAUAAGAAGGCCAAACAUGACCAGCGAGGUGCAUCACCAUACUGUACAUUGUGCCUCCGUGCCUCUGUGUGUGUGUGUGUGUGUGUGUGUGUGUGUGUGUGUGUGUGUGUGUGUGUGUGUGUGUGUGUGUGUGUGUGUGUGUGUGUGUGUGUGUGUGUGUGUGUGUGUGUGUGUGUGUGUGUGUGUGUUCCUUGGUUUAUGUCCUGUCCAGAGAGAGAAUCCCCAUCAGCAUGAUUCUGCUUGAGUGAAAAUGCUUGGGCCGGAACAUUCUCCUGGUGUUCUACCCCAGGAUCAUAUAGGAACCCUGUAAUGGGGGUCACCCCAAGCACUGCCCAGGGACACACAGCCUGGAGAGUGUAAUGUACAGGCUCUACGAAACACUCUGUAGGGAGCAGGAGAGAGAAGAGGGAGAGAGGGGUUGCUGGAGACAUUGACAUCAACAGCAUGUGUUCUUUUGGCACGUGCGUCUGGUACACUGUAAAACAGAGUAGGCAGCUCAGGUUGGACAUGUUUGGGUUUACAGUGACACCGGCUGGGCCCGGGCCAAACCAACUUCGCAAGCCAAGCUGAGAAAACAGACGUGGGAGAGGAAAUAUGGCUGGAUCCUGGAAAGCCACCAAGCCUCUAGUUGCACAUUUGUUUGAAAAGAACAGGAAAUGUCCUAAACAGAAGGACAGAAAGCCAUGACAAAGUCCUCGCUAGUCAUUCAAUGACAGACGAUUACAACCACAGAGAGACACGCUUCUGGAGAUCGAACCGUUCAGAACUGUCCCCAUGUAAGAUGGCCGACAAAAAGCAGCUCUACGAAAUCACCCUCUCUAGAGUUAUAUCUCUAUGUAUGAGUCCAGCUAUCCACGCUCCUCCUCUCUAUCCUCUCUAUCCUCACUGCUGAUGUGGUUGUAUAGUCUUACUGAGGUGUGACUGGUGAAGUAGCCAGAGAAGGCUCUUUAUUCAUUCAGUCUUGUCUGUGAUUAACCCUCUGAUACUAGUAGAUAAUCUCUAGUAUAGAAUUAGUCCCCUUUUUCAGAGCUCGUUGAAUGGCCGUGGGAUUGGAUGAGGAGGAGCCUUGUUCUUAGAAGACUGCUGAGAGGGCGUAAUAAUAGAGGUUAAGGCCGGGCUUUCUCUAAAUUAUCCUGGGCGCCUCUCUUUAAGAAAACGGUUUGGGAAGGUUGGUCUGAAGUGUAGUAUAGUAGUGUACAUGUCCAGUCCACACGUCUCUCUCCUGCUCUCCUGUCUGGUCUCAUUGAGGGUUAUAUAACAGGGUUGGGAUAAGGACACUUCCCAAAGGGAACACUUCACAGGGUUCUAGUGGUCCAAUGCUCUCUCCAGUCUAUAUGUGAAAAUUAUGCAAUUUUCUUUUCUUAAUUUGUUUCCUUUUUUUCUGGCUUGUGGAUUCAUUUUGUUGUCUUUUGCUCUUUUUUUGUACAGUGAUGUAAUUGAAAGACUUAUCGAAAAAGUAGUUUUUUUCCUAUGUAAAGAGCAAAACAUUUUAAAUGUACAAACUGGGGGGUGUGUUGAAAUGUGAUCACAUGUAUUGUAUCCCUUGCCAAAGUGAUAUGCAAAUGACAUGGGGUUUAAAAUGUAUUCUUUUUUAAGGCAUGCACAAUGGCUAGAAUAAGCAUGUUUCUACCUGUUUUUAGAAACUCAAUCUUUAAAAGAAAGAAGAGGUUUUUUAGUUGUCGUCCAAGCUUUGGAGAUAAAAUGUGUAAUUAAGUCUUGAUGUCAAGAAUCUCUAAUUUCCAACUCUUUUACAAGUCAGUACCAACCCAAGCAGUCAUUUCUAAAUGGAAUGGGGUAAGAUUCAGCCCUGCUCUUUUUUACCACCAUUUUGAGGUACCUUACCUGCUAUAAAAAGAUUAAGAUAUUUGAAACAACAACACUUAAGAUGUGGAUACUCUGAAUUAUACUUGUGUGUACUGUAAGCCACACUUUUCAGGGUAAAUAAACACUACAUUGACAAAAUAGAUGAAACAACAUUCCAGGGUAAUGUAAAUGAAUUACAACUGAACGAAUGAAGUCUGAUGAAAGAAUCAGUGAAGCCCUAAGACACAGUAACAUUAUGGGGACUGUGUAGCCCUCUGCUUCAGGUCAACACAUUGAGGGCUACAGCACAUCAUACAAACAGUCUCAGGAAUUAUGCACUUCUAAAUUAUUAACAAUCUUUUAAAACUAGGUUUUUAUUCAUAUUUCUACAAUUAAUACAACAAAACUUUUCUAAAUGCUAUCAGACAACAUCUGCAUCCUUUCUUACACAGGAAACCCAUCAGGAAACACCAUAUAGAUAAAAAGGAACAUCAAGUAUUGUCAAUCAGUACAAACAUGAGAAAGUUAAUGUGUUAUUAUAUACACAUUCUCAAGACUAGUUUGAUGGCAAGAAAAUCCCUUUAAUCUGCAGAGUUACGGAAAAACAGACCCAUAACCCUACUUUUGUGGCCACUUCCUUGUAUCGAAACCUAAACCAGCCAUCUUGCCUGAAACGUUGGUGCUAUCAACCCUCAUCAUGGGUUGCAUUGAAUCAGUGACAAGGUCAUUUACCAGGCAAGUUCAGAUAAAUAUUUCAGAGGAGAUGGAAGCAAGGACCUACAGACAGCUCACACACUCUUCCAAUUGGCAGGAAGGGACACCAUCUGUGGUGGCAGAGAGCAAAGCCUGGAGGUUGUGACACUUUACAUACCUGCUGUACUGUCACUCUAGCACACUACUACCACCAGCGCCACCUGUCCUAACCUCACAUGUAGGGCUGCAUUCAAACCAGUGGCAUGGGGGGUUUGGAGAGGUAACAGGCCCAGGUUUACGUCAUCAGGUCUGGCACCGCCGACUCUUGAGACAAAGGGACCCGUCUAAACAUUUUAACGAGACCGGCUGUGUUGAAAGUUUUAUAAACAAGGGCUUUAUAGUUUCAGCACAGUGUCUUAGUCUCCUUCAUCCCCCUUCACCAUAGAAACAAAAACAUAACAUACCGCUAUCCCAGUAUUUAUCUCCCUAACAGAACGUAGUGACCAUGUUUGUUGCUCAAGGACCUAAUCAAACCUUUAACCUUGUUGUGCCAAUGGGUGAUACGCAGUGCCGUCAACUUCACUAGCCUGAAAAUGAUGCAGCAACC
Messenger RNA from Salmo salar (Atlantic salmon), 6935 nucleotides. It is a transcript of the gene gjd1b, whose product is annotated as gap junction protein delta 1b. Lineage: Eukaryota; Metazoa; Chordata; Actinopteri; Salmoniformes; Salmonidae. Gene Ontology annotation, biological process: cell-cell signaling. Gene Ontology annotation, molecular function: gap junction channel activity. The record is from RefSeq and is a predicted model, not a curated record. Gene Ontology annotation, cellular component: connexin complex.